Molecule: messenger RNA, 1065 nt
Organism: Soboliphyme baturini
Lineage: Eukaryota; Metazoa; Nematoda; Enoplea; Dioctophymatida; Soboliphymatidae
Source: the annotation of a GenBank genome assembly
AUGCGAACAGUCGGUUUGGGUGUGCACUUCAUUCACGGAUGCCAAAAGGUUUGCUUGACGGCCGCCAGCGCGCCGCAGCGCCGUCACAACGAGAUUACCCGAGAAAGUACCGAUCUCCUAUUCAUUGGCGAAGUUCACACCACUACGGCUGCUGCUACGUGUCCAGUGACUUCGUGUCAGAACUAUCUGUCGAUUAACAGCCGCCAGUUCAGGGCCGUUUGCGGAAUGGAUCCCGUGAUGAUCGAACAGUACCAGGUUCCGGAUAACUGCGUUGGUUUAAUUAUUGGAAGAGGCGGAGAAAGUAUAACGGCUAUACAGAACGACUCCGGGUGCCGGAUUCAGAUGUCGCAGUGUAGCAGCAACUUAUGGCACCAUAUCAAGAUCAUACUGGUAAAGAAAGCGAAAAGUCUUAUGGAAUCUAUUAUCACAAAGGCAGGAGAAAGUUUGCCUCCUUCGCGUUCUGCUGUCCUUAACAGUGCCGCUGGACAAGGCCAGAAUUUUUCUUCUGGCACUUCAACCGUUGUGUUAGGGCCAUCUUUGGGCGCAAAAAUGGUGACAGCAGAAAUGCUAAUUCCGGGAUCGAAGUGUGGAUUGGUAAUUGGGAAAGGAGGAGAAACAAUAAAAGGUAUUCAGGAAAGAGCCGGUGUUAAAAUGGUGAUGAUUCAAGAAAACAACCAAGUCUCUACGAUUCCGAAACCUCUUCGGAUUAUCGGUGAAUCGGAAAAAGUUGAAUAUGCGAAAAGACUUGUCGAGGAGAUCAUGAACUCUAAAGAUGAUAAAGUGCCAAUGUACAAUGAAUACGGUACUAUGACGGGAAACAAAAGUAUUGGCGAAGUUAUUGUUCCGAAGUCUGCCGUCGGGGUCAUAAUUGGUAAAAGUGGUGAGGCGAUCAAACGAUUGACGCAGGACACUGGUGCGAAAAUUCAGUUCAAACUCGGUGGUCCGUUCACUCAAGAUUUUAAUGCACCGGAAAGGACAGCAGUCAUUACAGGCACCAGAGAACAGAUAGAGAAGGCAACACAGAUAAUUACAGACAUGGUGAAAAGAGCCACGGUAUGUAGCUGA